GUGCUACGGAUCAGUUGCUGUGCGGUAAUUUGUACGGUGAAGUGAGCAUAACUUGUUAAGCAGAAAGUGUAGAAAAGUGUAAAAGUCUUCGAGUUGGAUAAAUUUGUUAUAAUGCCACGUAAAAAGCGAGCACCUAGCCCCAUGGAAAUGUUUGACGAUGAUUUUGACGAAGAUGCCAGUUCGCAGAGCUCCCAACCUCCAGUGCAACGCAAUGCUGCAAAUGCACGGGAACGCAUGCGAAUGCGAGUUUUAUCCAGCGCUUAUGGUCGCCUAAAGACAAAAUUGCCUAAUAUUCCGCCCGACACGAAGCUCUCAAAAUUGGACACUUUGCGUUUGGCAACGCUCUACAUAAAACAGCUAAUUACGGCCGUCGAGACUGGCAGCAGCCACAACCACAACCAUCAUCAGCAUCCUCAUCAUCAUCAUCCUCAUCCUCAUCAUCGCCAUCAUCAGCAUACCAGCAGCAGUCCAAGAGCAGAUGGGCUAGAUACGAAUCACUUGACGGAUUGCGGCGGUGGGGCAGGCGGAGCUAUUAGUGGCACUUUUUCCCAUUUUCACAAUGGCGGACACAGCGGCGGCAUGAGCUGGCCCUUUGAGUUCCAUCAGAGCAAUCGCAACAACAUGGCCUCAUUCAACUCCUCAUCUUCUUCAUCGACUACAUCCAAUUCGUCCCGCUUAGAGUGGCAAUCGCAAACACCGCAGUCCUAUGGCAAAGUACCACGUAAUGAGCCACAUUCGGACUAUGUCCAACUGCAGCAGGCUCAAAAUCCAAUACAGCCUUCGCAUGGACAGUGGUAUCCCGCGGACAUGCAGUUGGACCUGGAUCAGGGGUGUGGCUAUGAGGCACCUGGAGCUCAGCAACAUCAUCAUCACCGCACCAAUCAGGUUCACACACUAUAACUUGGUUGAUCCUGAGAAAUUGGCCAUAAAUUCAAAUAUAUUGAAUGUUGUAAUUAUUGUCUAACCAAAAGUAAUAUGGAUCUACCUAACAUACACAUUUUGCAACCGAAAAGUCGAUUAUAACUCAAAUCAAUCUAGAGAAAAUCAUUUGGAAGUGGCUGACUUGAAAGUUGUUGCAUAGUGUAAUUGUAUUAAAUCGUGAUUUAAUUAUAAUCAAAUCAAAAAUAAUUAUU
Drosophila willistoni is the source of this 1133-nucleotide messenger RNA. RefSeq names its product histone-lysine N-methyltransferase Suv4-20 (gene HLH54F). Lineage: Eukaryota; Metazoa; Arthropoda; Insecta; Diptera; Drosophilidae. The transcript has 3 exons. The coding region runs from base 112 to 900 and encodes 262 amino acids. The record is from RefSeq and is a predicted model, not a curated record. Gene Ontology annotation, molecular function: DNA-binding transcription factor activity, RNA polymerase II-specific; RNA polymerase II transcription regulatory region sequence-specific DNA binding; protein dimerization activity. Gene Ontology annotation, biological process: regulation of transcription by RNA polymerase II; developmental process.